AUGUAUCAGUCUUGUCUUGAGAAGGGGUCAGUUCAGCACAGGGCGGCUAAUGUCCUCUUCUGCUGCAGAAACAAACCCCACACCACAACAGACAAGACUCCUACACAACUGUUUUUGAAGAGAGAACUCAGGACACACCUCUCCUUGGUGAAACCCAGUUUACAAUUUAUAAAGGCAUGUAGAAAAGUAACAUAAAGCUUCAAAAUUAUACAGGGAUGGGCUGCACCCCAAGGGGCAAAGUUUUGAUUUGUAUCAACCAGUUAGAGUACAAAACACCAGGGGAGGGAAGGAGAAAUGGAUACCAGGUACAAUUGUGGCUGUGAAGGGUCCAGAAACCUACCUGGUUCGAGUUCCCGGUAAUGCUCGUCGCUAUGUGCGUGCUAAUCACUUGAUACCUGAUGAUGCCAGAGGCAUGAGUGCCCAUAAGGAAAUCGUCACACCAGAAAUGGUAGAGCAUAAUCCACCCUUAGAUUUUCAGAGGGAACCUUUCGUUCCCGAAACAAGG
This is a messenger RNA of Porites evermanni, 505 nucleotides long. The record is from the annotation of a GenBank genome assembly. Lineage: Eukaryota; Metazoa; Cnidaria; Anthozoa; Scleractinia; Poritidae.